Molecule: messenger RNA, 216 nt
Organism: Penicillium samsonianum
Lineage: Eukaryota; Fungi; Ascomycota; Eurotiomycetes; Eurotiales; Aspergillaceae
Exons: 1
Coding region: 1-216 (71 amino acids)
Source: RefSeq, a predicted model, not a curated record
AUGAAGGCCGCUCAAAGCCAAAGCGACAGUUCCUUUCCAAGGAUCGUGACAAACCAUGUCAUGAACACCCCUACCCCUCAUAACGAGCUCCUCAUCCGAGUUCACGCUGCCGGAAUCACCAGAGACGAAAAUCUCUGGCCGGAGUUAUAUGCCUGUCCAUCUCAAAUCGCCGGACACGACAUCUCGGGUAUGAUCUCGACUACCGGCCCUCGAUAA